AUGGUUCUCCUAUCGCUUUUCCUUGUAAACAAUGCUGAAGGAAAUGAUACAGAAUCCUCCUCCUCCUCCAUUUAUUCAGAAGUGGAGCUAGAAGGGGGUCUUACAGCCGAGUUUUCAUUCUCAUAUACAUCGGCUGAACGAAUGUUGGCCUUGAUGAAGGCCAAUUUUGGCGAAUACCUCGAACGUCUUCCCUUUUUUUUGCAGAAAUAUGAUGGCCCGAUGUCACAAGCUGCCAGGAUGGCUCUCUAUUGGAACAAAAUAGAUGACCUCCAUUCAUAUUAUCAGGAACCCGUGCAUGAUGUAGAUUUUUCUAGAGUCUCCGCGCUCUUCCCUCCGCAAAAACCUCUUUACUCCCAUUAUUCGGUUUUCAUCUCACCAGAGACAUGUGGUAAAUUGGAUCUUUUGGAAUGGGUACAAGCCGGAGGAACCGCUUCGUUUUUGGUAAAUUCGCUGACCCCUUUGCCGCUCGGGAUUCUUUACCGGAGCCCAAACUCUGAAAAAACACCAUUAUCUUCCAAGACCUCGCAUCGCUUGGAAAAAUCUUCCCUUUUGCAUGUUGGGAAGAUUCCCCCUGUGUCCAAAAAACUUUUAAGAGACUUUGAAAAAAAAUUGUCUAUUUUCAGUAAAUGUUAUGCCGUGAUCCUUUCUAAAGCAGACCUGUCCCAGAUCACUGGCACAUUCUUUUCAUUUUCAGAGCUGGAUGCCCCGCUUUUAUCUGGAUUGAGAUUUUCAAACUUAAUCCAACUUUCUCAUUCUUCGAAAGAAAGCGUUUCUUAUUUUCUCCGAGGCGAUAAUGAAUAUGUUCGGUCUUGGCUGCCGAGAGAUUUUUGGCGAUCAAUACGUCCUCAAAAUUCGAAAGAUAACGAGAAAUACUCGGAUUUCGAAAUUGUAAACCAGUGGGUUGGCACCCAUUACUUUGAUCUGGAACAUAGCUUUUUCGCUAAAGGAUUUAGAAUUGAUACGCUCAUUCAGGCACGACGGACAGGGUUUAUUCUUCAUCGAGCAUUAAACGAAUUUGUAUGGGGCGUUGAUAAGUUGCCGAGGUAUCCAGGAAACUAUUCGACCACGUUCAUCACGCUCAUUGAGACAAUAAUGGUGGAGCAGAUUUUUCUCAAAUUUGGCGUCCUGCCUUCGGCAGAGGAGAUCGAGACUAGCCCAGAGCUAGCCUUUAAGAUUCUUUUCCGUAUUUCUGGCGCAGAACAACAUUUUUUCGACCUGCUUGUUGGCGGAAAAACAUUGGCCAACCUGAGAAGAGGCGAUUUGCCGCCUUUGGAGCCAACAGUUAGAAGGAUCUGUGUCGAGCAUCUCACUAUGGUCCCCGGGUGGCCCUACUUACUGGAACGGCUCCAACUUUCUUUGGAUAAUUUUUCGUGGAAAUCGAUUCCUGAAAACUGGUUUUCUACGCUUUCUCAAGAUAAAUUAUACCCCCUCUAUGAUGGCGGAUCUUGGAUGGUUACAAGAGCCCUAAAAACAUUCGUCGAGCCAGCUUGGAUGGCAUUUCAGAGAACUCGCCAUUUUUUCACCUUUAUCACGGUGAAUUCUUUUUCUAUGCUUAAUCCGGUUCAGCAAUUGGACCUGAUACUCCAUCCUGAUGCUAAAGAAAACCUAUACCCCCUUGUGAUUGCCAGCUUAGAAGCCGAUAGAUUCAGACUGCUUUAUGGACAUGCUGCAUCUUUGGGAGUAUUAUCGAGAUUUAAAGAAUUAACGCAAAUGCACCAUCAACACCUAAUUAAAGAACUGGAGAAAGAGCUGGAGGCUUUGAAGCUUCAGCUACAAGGGGUUGAUUUGCUUGACAAGCACGUUAAAGAGAAAAUCUCGAAUUUAGAAUGA
Messenger RNA from Mitosporidium daphniae, 1830 nucleotides. RefSeq lists its product as uncharacterized. The record is from RefSeq and is a predicted model, not a curated record. NCBI's taxonomy places the organism in Eukaryota, Fungi, Microsporidia. The transcript has a single exon. Bases 1 to 1830 code for a protein of 609 amino acids.